Prunus dulcis (almond) is the source of this 3994-nucleotide messenger RNA. RefSeq names its product regulator of telomere elongation helicase 1 homolog. Gene Ontology annotation, biological process: negative regulation of t-circle formation; negative regulation of DNA recombination; telomeric loop disassembly. Gene Ontology annotation, cellular component: nucleus. Bases 1 to 3228 code for a protein of 1075 amino acids. The record is from RefSeq and is a predicted model, not a curated record. NCBI's taxonomy places the organism in Eukaryota, Viridiplantae, Streptophyta, Magnoliopsida, Rosales, Rosaceae. The transcript is spliced from 24 exons. Gene Ontology annotation, molecular function: DNA binding; DNA helicase activity; DNA polymerase binding.
AUGCCGACGUACAACAUCAGAGGCAUCAAUGUGGAUUUCCCAUUCGAAGCCUACGAUUGCCAGCUCGUUUACAUGGAGAAAGUCAUCCAAUCUCUCCAAGAAAGAAGUAAUGCACUGCUGGAGAGUCCCACUGGGACUGGAAAAACCCUUUGUCUUCUCUGUGCCACAUUGGCCUGGAGGAAGAGUUUGGGUGUUUUCUCAACCGGUCCUAAUGUCAAGAUGAGUCAGAUCACAGGAGAAAAAUCAGGUGUUCCGUUGUCACAGUCCGCGACAAAAGAUCUUCCUACCAUAAUAUAUGCAUCCCGCACUCACAGCCAGAUCCGGCAAGUAAUUAAAGAGUUGAAAAGAAGCUCUUACAGGCCGAAAAUGGUAGUGUUGGGGUCUCGAGAACAAUUAUGCAUUAAUGAGGAAGUAAGUUUACUACGCGGAAGAACACAGACAAAGGCUUGCCAUUUCCUCUGCCGGCGCACUAAGGAAAUAAAGGAUAAAAAGCGUCAUUGUGCUCAUUAUUCUCGUGGUUCUGGUUACUUAAAGAAUAAUCCUCAUCUUGGAGAUGAACCUAUUGAUAUCGAGGAUUUGGUGAAUACUGGAAGAAAAUUAGGGCCGUGUCCUUAUUAUUUAUCGAGGGAACUCCAUAAGGUUGUUGAUAUAUUAUUUGCACCUUAUAACUAUCUUAUUGAUCAUGGGUAUAGAAAAUCGCUACAGAUAGAUUGGAAAAACAGUAUUCUCAUAUUCGACGAAGCUCACAACCUGGAAAGCAUAUGUGCAGAUGCAGCUUCCUUUGACUUGCCUUCUUGGCUUCUUACAGCUUGUACUUCUGAAGCGAAAAAUUGUAUUGACCUUUCUAUUAAAAGAAGGGAAGAAUCAACCGAUAAAUCACAGAAUCCAGAUGACUUUGCAAUUCUCAGAGCGCUUCUUUUGAAGCUUGAGAAGCGUAUUUCUGAAGUGCCUAUCGAAUCCAAGGAAUUGGGAUACACUAAGCCUGGGCCUUAUAUCUAUGAACUCCUGGCUGAAUUAAACAUCACACAGGAUACUGUCCCUAAGCUCAUUAAAAUACUUGAGGAUGCUACUGUACUUAUGGAGGAAGAAAAUCAGAACAAGGCAAAUCGAAGUGUCUGCCGGCUGGAAAGCAUUAGUGACAUGUUUAAUUUAAUUUUCAGAGAUACAGACAAUAACCAUGCAAAAUCCUAUCGUGUUCAUGUACAAGAAGUUGAAGCAGCUGCAAUUGAUGGUUUAAAGGGUAAGGCAUCUAGGACACUCAGCUGGUGGUGUUUUCAUCCUGGAAUUGCAAUGGAAGAAUUCGCCAAGAUGAAUGUGGGCUCUAUUAUACUGACAUCUGGCACAUUAUCUCCCUUGGAUUCAUUUGCACAGGAACUGAAACUAGAGUUCCCUGUGCGGUUGGAAAACCCUCAUGUUAUUACCCCGAAUCAGAUAUGGGCUGGAGUUGUACCAGCUGGACCUUCUGGUUUCUCUUUCAACUCCUCUUAUAGAAAUCGCGAUUCUCUGGAGUACAAACGGGACCUUGGAAAUGCCAUUGUCAAUUUUGCUCGAAUCGUUCCCGAUGGAUUGCUUGUAUUCUUUCCGUCUUACUACAUUUUGGACCAAUGCAUUGCCUGCUGGAAGAAUACGAGCCAUGCCAAUUCAACUACAAUAUGGGAAAGAAUCUCCAAACAUAAGAAACCUGUUGUAGAACCUAGACAAUCUUCAUUGUUUCUUUUGUCAAUUGAGGACUAUAUGGCUAAGCUGAAGGACACCUCAGCUUCUGGUGCAGUAUUUUUUGCUGUUUGCCGUGGUAAGGUAAGUGAAGGACUAGAUUUUGCUGAUCACGCUGGAAGGGCUGUAGUCAUUACUGGUCUACCAUUUGCCACAAGGAAUGAUCCUAAGGUUCGUCUGAAACGUGAAUACUUGGAUCAGCAGGCAUAUUCCCAGAGGCAAGUAUGUAAGUUGGAGGUUUUGACUGGAGAAGACUGGUACAAUCAACAAGCAUUACGAGCUGUAAAUCAGGCUGUUGGACGUGUAAUCCGUCAUCGUCAUGAUUAUGGAGCAAUUAUUUUUUGUGAUGAAAGGUUUGCACAACCAAAUCGUCAAUCUCAAAUAUCGCUCUGGAUACAACCUCAUAUAAAGUGUCACUCCAAAUUUGGGGAUGUAAUUUUUUCGUUGACCCGUUUCUUUCGGGAUGGAGGAGCUCGGGAUCCUACAAAGCUGAAGUUGUUACAAACUGAAAAAUGGGAUGCAAUUUCUACAUCAAAUUCAGUACUUGAUGAGCAGACAAAUGAAGCCCCAUUCGAUCAUAAACCAUAUUCUGUAGGUUCAUCAACCUCAGUUCAUGGAACAUCAGGGAAAAUAUAUGAGUUGAAAACUGAGCAACCUCCAGAAAAACUUUAUCUGGAUAAAUUUCUCCCUCUGACAACAGCAGUCAGUCAAGACAGCCCUGUGAAGUCAUCUUCUUCCCUACUUAAAGCUGGCAGGGACAAACUUUCAAGCCUGUUAGGGGAAGUUCUUCCUGCCAAUCGCUCAUCUCUUACUUCCUGUAAGGAUCAGCCUGUGUCAUUGAAGUGUUCAAAUAAUCUAUUCCGAAAUGAGAAAAAGCUGCUUAUUUGUGAGAGGGAAACUCUGCAAUGUCAAGAUAGUAAAGUAUUUGGUUUUCCUGGCAAAAAUGAGAAACAAGGCGAAGAACUAAUAACACCUUGCUCUGCAAAAAGGUGUAAAUUAAGCACAGAGCGUGACUCAGUACAUCUUAUUGACAACUCUAAUAAGCAUUCAUCUCUUGCAAAAGAUUCUGAUUCAUAUGGUGGUUUUCCCAAUAUUAAGCUGAGAAGUGAGAGUUCACAUAUAUCUGACAGUUCAAGUUCACAAAAUGCCCAAGUUGGUUCAGCAUUGCUGCGUAAAGACAAGAGGAUCAUACAACAGGGAGAUGCUGAGUUUCUGAGUAACAAAAACAAAAGUGCAAUAUCCAUCCCUGUGCUUUCUGGUGAUAAGGAAACCAGAGGAUCUGAGUUCCUAGUUCAGGUUGAAGAAAAACUUAGCACUUUGGAAUAUAGAGAAUUUGUAAAUUUGAUGAAGGCACUUAAGUCCAAAGCUAUGAAGAUGAAUGAAGUUUUACAAUCCAUUGCAAGCCUGUUUUCCGGACGAGAGAGGCUUCCUCUUCUUAAAAGAUUUAAGGAUUUUAUCCCAGUAAAGUAUCACUCUAUGUAUGAGCACUAUUUUCAAACAAAUGACGGGCUCUAGAUAUCCAAGGAAAAUAAAACUCUUAAGAGGGUUUUUGUGUGUCUGGCUCCAUAAAACUUCAUGAAUUUUCCUAGAGCAGUUGGGGACGUGUAAAUACUUGUAUCAUUGUGGUUUACAUGAUAGAAAAUGACAGUUCAGUCGAUGAAGAAAGACAGAUCGUCAAGUUCAGGGCCUUAGUAUCUUUCCUGAAAUAUACAAUUUAUUAGUCACACCUUACUUUCUGAUUGGUAGUUUUUGCUGGGCUUACCUGAAUGUUAAAGCAGAUAAUUGUUGCCUCUUGCCAUUCAUAUGGAUAUAAGAGAAGAACCUGCUUUUUAAGGUCAAGCUACUCUGGAUUAUCUCAAUGCUACCGGGGUUUAAGAAACUGCUCUAUUUUAUGUGAGGUCUCUUGGGCGUAGGAGACUUCGAAAGGAUGCUCUGGAUCAUGAAGCUACAGUUUGUUUUGUGGUUGAAUAUAAAGCUACAGCUCUAAUUGUACAUGGAGAAUUAGUUGCAAAGGCAGCUUUCACUUUGCUUAUUGGCUUCUGCAGCCUUUCAUGAUGAAGUGAGUUCAAUUCAAUAUACAAGUGGCAAACUGCCACAGUGACCUGGGCGUUGCAAGUAUGGCGGUGCCCGGGGACGGUCAAACAUUCAUUAUUCUAUUUCUGUUGCAAUGUUGUUGUAGCUGCUGCUGCCACAGUGACCUUGUUUAUGUUGCCUUUAGAAAAGUUGGUUUUGGUUUUCAAGAUCUAUUUGAAAUUUUGGCUAUAUAAAAAUUCAUUCUUGC